Messenger RNA from Folsomia candida, 1281 nucleotides. Its product is annotated as gluconolactonase. The record is from RefSeq and is a predicted model, not a curated record. Lineage: Eukaryota; Metazoa; Arthropoda; Collembola; Entomobryomorpha; Isotomidae. Bases 130 to 1158 code for a protein of 342 amino acids. The transcript has 3 exons.
UGGAAAUGUCACGAUUCUAAGACCAUAAUCGAGUAUAAAAUCAGCCCCUAAACCUUAAACAGAGAAUUUGACUUUCUAUUUUUCUAACUUAAAUUACAAUUUCCCGUGAAACUAAAAACCUCUGCCAAAAUGGAUACAAAUAUAAUUCAAUUUUUCCUACUUUUCCUGGCCAAUUUUGACCAUGUGUUGACCCAUGGAUGCCACCUGGUGACUUCCAACAAACCAAUAUCCUGCAUGGACCUCCACGCCACGCCCUUCAUCACCAGCGCCACCUCCACUUUUGGCCGCUUCAUUGAAGGCACAUCCACAAAUCGAAGGGGACACAUGUUCGCCGUCAAUUAUGGAAAUAGUUCCACCCUGAAUACAUAUGGACAAUUCUUCCCACAAAUCCGCCCUUUUUAUCUCGACCCUCGGACAAAUUCACAACUUCACGGGAUGCGAUUUCUCAACGAUAAAACUGCCCUUGUCAUUGAUUCUGCCAACCAUCGCGUCCUGAAAUUGAGUCUGACCGAAAACCAGAAUGAUUUCCCAAUCGUGCUAAACUCCACCGUUUUCUGUGCUCCCACCAAACCAGAAGCUAUGAUGGAGCCGAACGACCUGACCCUUUCGCGGAGUGGCACUGUUUUCACUUCCGGUAUGAUGUUCACCACUUUUCCCCACAACAGGGAAGGAGAUGUUUGGAGUUGUUUGAAAAAUGGGGAGGCAAAACGACUGGAAUUAAUCGGCCGCACGAACGGGAUCGACCUCUCUUUCGACGAAACACGUCUCUACAUCUCCGAAGGAACGCCAUCCGGUCAACAAAUCUGGGUUUACGAGGUGGACGUCAAAACCGGCACUGUUUCCGGAAAACGGCCCUUCGCAUUUUUCGAGUACCCUGCCGACUCCGCCCAAUCCAUCGUGAUUGACGGGAUGCGGACGGAUGUGCACGAAAAUUUAUGGGUGACGAGAUACGGUGGAGGCGAAGUCGUCGUUUUUAACCAACACGGAAAACUCACUGGUCGUGUCCGGGUAUCAUUUCCAAAUCCAACUAAUAUGGAAUUUGGUGGAGAAAACGGCACGACCUUAUUCAUCGUUGGACAAUGCGAGGGGGCUGAUGCAGGAUGUGUGGAUAGUCUGCAAGUCGCAACGCCGGGGAGAUCUUGGACAAAUUUACAGUAAAUCCCCAGAAGGCAUAUUCAAUAAUCUGAAAUUAUUUUCCAAUUUUCAAAGAGUGAAAAAUUGGGAAUUUGAUUAUCACAAUAAAGACUUGCACAGUUUCCGUGUAAUUCCAUUAACUAAAAA